Andrographis paniculata is the source of this 1412-nucleotide messenger RNA. RefSeq lists its product as uncharacterized. NCBI's taxonomy places the organism in Eukaryota, Viridiplantae, Streptophyta, Magnoliopsida, Lamiales, Acanthaceae. The transcript has 8 exons. Bases 16 to 1179 code for a protein of 387 amino acids. The record is from RefSeq and is a predicted model, not a curated record.
UAUUCUCUUACAAAUAUGGUACCUUCUACGAGACCCUUCUCAACCUCCGCCUCACUAUUCUUCCCGCACUCUACCCCGAAAUUCCACAAUCUUUUCAGCUCAACUGCCGCAUUCCGAAUGGGCACCAAACCCUUCUCCUCCCAAAAUCCAUCUCACUUGCCAUCGGAAACUAACAGAAUCCCCGCGGCUGAAGCUGCCGUCAGCCUUCAGGAAUGGCAAGGUUGGGGGACCGUUUCCCCUGUUCCCUCCAUGGUUACUCAAGUCAUUCGAGAUUUGAAGCUUUUGGAAAAAACCCUCGAUGCGAGGAUGACGUUCGACGGGAACCACGGCACUCUAUCGGGAGAAUUCAAGGUGCACGAGGACAAGAAGCAUAGGGCCAAAUACAAAUCUUUAGGUAGUUCUGAAGAAAAAAUCCAAUUCUUCUCAGCUCGACAAAUAGCUUGCCGGUUACUUGGAAGCAGAGGUUAUCUUUGCCAGAAGUGCUGGCUUCCACAAGAAGAUUGCAUGUGCUCAAGCAUUGCAAGGUGCUCUCUUUGCCAUCAAGUUCAUUUCUGGUUGUAUAUGCAUCCGAAGGAUUUUCUGAGACAGAACAAUACCGGGAAGUUACUGUGGCAAGUUUUUGGAAUACAAGCUGCAACUUUGUGUCUCUUUGGAAUAAUUGAGCAUGAGGAAAUGAUGUGGGAAGUAUUGAAGCAUGCAGGGAGACAUAGGGUGUGUUGCCUUUAUCCAAAUAAGAAUGCUAUGACCAAAUCUGUUGAGGAAAGCUUCAAAUUCACCAUCGAUCAUGAAACCCAAGCAGCAACCAAAAGUAACUCCAUGCAUUUUAUUUUGAUUGAUGGUACUUGGAGCAAUUCAGGUGCCAUGUUCAGGCGCUUGCAGGAUAGAGCUAAAUUAGUGUGGGGAGAUGAACUUCAGUGCGUAUCCCUAAACUCAGGUGCAUCAGCAAUGCAUAAGCUAAGACCUCAACCAUCAUGGGACCGCACGUGUACAGCAGCUGCCGCAGCAAGCCUCCUUGAUGAACUCCAACUUCUCCCAGAUUUCAGCUCUUGCGGAUUGGACAAACAGGCCACUGCUGUUGAAAAUGCUCUGGAGGUUCUGCUGGAAGCCCUCACGGCACGGAGGCUCCGAAUGGGCAGGUCCAUCUCCCGUCGGGAAAGACAUAACCGUGAUAUUUGCUAAUGAACAAGCCGUGCCAUCUGCCUAUGAUUGGUAAGCAUUCAUUCGGAUGUGGUUAGAUCUUUAGGGAUUGCUCAGCUGACUGUACAUUGAACACGAAGAAGAAUUAAGCGACUUGUAUUCUGAUCAAAAAGAAGAAUUAAGCGACUUGUAUGUCUCGCUCUGAAUAGUGCGAAAACAGAUUGAACUUACCCAAUUUUGAGAGAAUGUACGAUGGAAGGUAGAGUUCCAUGUCA